AUGGGUAAAAAUUUAUUACUGAAUAUUUAUCAAAAUUCAAGUCGUUUGAUAUUAAAUUCUCUUCUAGAGACAUUAGCCGAAAAGUACUUGCUCGAUUUCGUUCUCCAUUUUGGCUUUACAAAAAUUGGUUUGUUGCUUAUGAUUCAAGUGGUUCCAUUUUUUACUGUACCUUAUUUUGCUCCGACUUCAAUUAAUGAUUCAUCUGCUCCAGUACCAUCUAAUUGUACUACAUUACUUGCUGAACAACAUAUCGUCUUUUAUGAUCGUAUUACUCAAUUAAUAUUUGAAUCAAAUCGAUGGCAAUUACCAUAUCGUUAA
Rotaria sordida is the source of this 318-nucleotide messenger RNA. NCBI's taxonomy places the organism in Eukaryota, Metazoa, Rotifera, Eurotatoria, Philodinida, Philodinidae. The record is from the annotation of a GenBank genome assembly.